AUGUCACGAUUUGGUAUUGACCUCUUUGCAAGGGAGAAUCCACCACCACGAAUGGGAUACCACACCGACGCAGAGAACUACCGCAUCCAUGGCAUUGGUCCUCAACCGGCAAAUCUUACUCCCCAGAUGGUGCAUUGCAGCACUACGUUCCUACUGUACUGCCCCAAACAGGACAAACCGGGGUGGAACACUGUUAAACCAGAGAAUGUUUUUCCAAUAGUCUUUGAGAUAGGAUCAUUAAGCCUCAAGGAUUUUCAAAGCCUUGUUGCCACCGAGGCCAACAAGCUUGUGGAUGAUGCUGGUGGACUUAUCAACAACGCAGUCGAAACUGGAUCUCCCCGCAUCAACUGGAAGGUUUCCUUGGCUCUCAAGUCGGCACCGGAGUUCAAAAAGGCCCUUCAAUAUACUGUAAACGAAGAAAAGUCAUAUGAUCAUUGGAUCAAGACUAUGAAAGAUCUCAACGCUGAUCACACUCAUGCCGGUCUUUACGUCCACAUGGUCAAUCCAACAUCGAUAGCAAAAAAAGCGAAGGUGGCGGUUGAUAUGAAAGCCCAUGUUUUGACUCAGCAUGCGGCCCAGAAAGCUGGGAGCUCAUCAGCAACUGGAAAUCAAAAUGGACCGCCAAAAGCCACUGAUUUCAAAGCAGUCAAUGUAAUAAUGGAUCAGAUUUACGCAUUACACCCACCCAACACCAAGUACUUGGAUAGGAUCCCGGUGUUUAUCCAUCCGACAGAGCACAGCCAGUACAUCCCCUUGACUGCGAAGAAUGUCCAAAUUUGGGCACAUGCUAUUAUGCAACCUGUUGAUGGGGUUACUCUUCAUUCACCCCCACCAGAACUCAAGUUUGAAAAACUCUCUGCCUACAAGAAGAGAAAGCUAUCUCACAGCACCAUCAAUAAUGCCAGUCCUCCAACUUACCAAAGUUCAUCACGCACUCAGGAAUCGGAAUCGGACAACUCCUCCGUAGUGGAACCAGACGAAAACCUCAUGGCAGAGUAUGUUGACUUUGUCAAAAUCAAACCGACUAAGAAAGAGGAGGUCCUGAGAAUCCUCAACAAGAAGGAUGUCACCAAUCCAAAGUUCUUUCAAUCGAACAGCAUCACUCGAGAGGAUAUGAGCCACUGGGGCUUAACCCCUGGCAUCAUCACACAGUUAAGAGACAACACUAAGAAGUUCGAGAAGCGCCCGGCUCCUCAAUAG
Molecule: messenger RNA, 1200 nt
Organism: Puccinia graminis f. sp. tritici CRL 75-36-700-3
Lineage: Eukaryota; Fungi; Basidiomycota; Pucciniomycetes; Pucciniales; Pucciniaceae
Exons: 3
Coding region: 1-1200 (399 amino acids)
Source: RefSeq, a predicted model, not a curated record